AGCCGGGGGAAGGGGUCCAUGAGGCCGGGCGAGAUCCGGUUCGUUUCCGGAGGGUCGGUGGGCACGGGGCGGCCCGAGUCUGGUUCCUGGACGCGUAUGCCCGCGGAACUGCUGCACUCGGCCUGAGGGGGCGGCGGCCGUCACAGUUCCUGGCCCGCGGGAAGGCCCCGUUCUUGGAGGAAGUUGGCCCCUCUUCGUGUCCGGGGAGGUGGGCGAGCCUUUGCCCUCGCUUCUGUUACCCAGGAAUCUAAACCUCAAGUUACAAUCUCGACAAUACUGACUCCUGCAAUUCACUCUACUGAUCUGUCACCGCCACAAGGAUAGACGGUCGCGGGCCCCUCCCUACCCAAAUGGUUUCAGAGGCUGUGGUGAAUCACCAGGAUUUUCAACUGAGAAAUUUAAGAAUAAUUGAACCUAACGAGGUGACACACUCAGGAGACACAGGUGUGGAAACAGACGGCAGAAUGCCUCCAAAGGUGACUUCAGAGCUGCUUCGGCAGCUGAGACAAGCCAUGAGGAACUCUGAGUAUGUGACCGAACCGAUCCAGGCCUACAUCAUCCCAUCGGGAGAUGCUCAUCAGAGUGAGUAUAUUGCUCCAUGUGACUGUCGGCGGGCUUUUGUCUCUGGAUUCGAUGGCUCUGCGGGCACAGCCAUCAUCACAGAAGAGCAUGCAGCCAUGUGGACUGACGGGCGCUACUUUCUCCAGGCUGCCAAGCAAAUGGACAGCAACUGGACACUUAUGAAGAUGGGUCUGAAGGACACACCAACUCAGGAAGACUGGCUGGUGAGUGUGCUUCCUGAAGGAUCCAGGGUUGGUGUGGACCCCUUGAUCAUUCCUACAGAUUAUUGGAAGAAAAUGGCCAAAGUUCUGAGAAGUGCCGGCCAUCACCUCAUUCCUGUCAAGGAGAACCUCGUUGACAAAAUCUGGACAGACCGUCCUGAGCGCCCUUGCAAGCCUCUCCUCACACUGGGCCUGGAUUACACAGGCAUCUCCUGGAAGGACAAGGUUGCAGACCUUCGGUUGAAAAUGGCUGAGAGGAACGUCAUGUGGUUUGUGGUCACUGCCUUGGAUGAGAUUGCGUGGCUAUUUAAUCUCCGAGGAUCAGAUGUGGAGCACAAUCCAGUAUUUUUCUCCUACGCAAUCAUAGGACUAGAGACGAUCAUGCUCUUCAUUGAUGGUGACCGCAUAGACGCCCCCAGUGUGAAGGAGCACCUGCUUCUUGACUUGGGUCUGGAAGCCGAAUACAGGAUCCAGGUGCAUCCCUACAAGUCCAUCCUGAGCGAGCUCAAGGCCCUGUGUGCUGACCUCUCCCCAAGGGAGAAGGUGUGGGUCAGUGACAAGGCCAGCUAUGCUGUGAGCGAGACCAUCCCCAAGGACCACCGCUGCUGUAUGCCUUACACCCCCAUCUGCAUCGCCAAAGCUGUGAAGAAUUCAGCUGAGUCAGAAGGCAUGAGGCGGGCUCACAUUAAAGAUGCUGUUGCUCUCUGUGAACUCUUUAACUGGCUGGAGAAAGAGGUUCCCAAAGGUGGUGUGACAGAGAUCUCAGCUGCUGACAAAGCUGAGGAGUUUCGCAGGCAACAGGCAGACUUUGUGGACCUGAGCUUCCCAACAAUUUCCAGUACGGGACCCAACGGCGCCAUCAUUCACUACGCGCCAGUCCCUGAGACGAAUAGGACCUUGUCCCUGGAUGAGGUGUACCUUAUUGACUCGGGUGCUCAAUACAAGGAUGGCACCACAGAUGUGACGCGGACAAUGCAUUUUGGGACCCCUACAGCCUACGAGAAGGAAUGCUUCACAUAUGUCCUCAAGGGCCACAUAGCUGUGAGUGCAGCCGUUUUCCCGACUGGAACCAAAGGUCACCUUCUUGACUCCUUUGCCCGUUCAGCUUUAUGGGAUUCAGGCCUAGAUUACUUGCACGGGACUGGACAUGGUGUUGGGUCUUUUUUGAAUGUCCAUGAGGGUCCUUGCGGCAUCAGUUACAAAACAUUCUCUGAUGAGCCCUUGGAGGCAGGCAUGAUUGUCACUGAUGAGCCCGGGUACUAUGAAGAUGGGGCUUUUGGAAUUCGCAUUGAGAAUGUUGUCCUUGUGGUUCCUGUGAAGACCAAGUAUAAUUUUAAUAACCGGGGAAGCCUGACCUUUGAACCUCUAACAUUGGUUCCAAUUCAGACCAAAAUGAUAGAUGUGGAUUCUCUUACAGACAAAGAGUGCGACUGGCUCAACAAUUACCACCUGACCUGCAGGGAUGUGAUUGGGAAGGAAUUGCAGAAACAGGGCCGCCAGGAAGCUCUCGAGUGGCUCAUCAGAGAGACGCAACCCAUCUCCAAACAGCAUUAAUAAAUACCUCCCCGGUUUUGUUUUUGUAAAAUGCUCUGGAGGAAGGAAGAAACGUGGCAGAUCCCUGACAUCUUUCCCCUUUCCUUUCCUUCUUCCCUACCUCCCCUUUUUACUUUAGACUUUAAGAAGAACAGAAAAUCUUCUUAUCCUCUUUGAUAUUUUAUUGCAAACACUCAGUCUUUUAUGAUUUUUUAAUUGUUGAGAACAAGCCAAGAAUAAAAUUGCUGCACCAGAAGGAGGGUCCCUCCAAAGUUGAACACUUGGUGAAAGGAAGAUGCCCCGACUUCUUUGGCCAGUGAUGGGGAAUCAGUGAGUGCUCCAUGAUGGUCAUGUUCCAGGUGCUAGUACAUCAUUCAUGAUCACCUUAAUGCUCAUGAGACUAUAUUUAUGAUCAGUGAAUAAAAAUGUCAGAACUGUG
This is a messenger RNA of Homo sapiens (human), 2754 nucleotides long. RefSeq names its product X-prolyl aminopeptidase 1 (gene XPNPEP1). The transcript is spliced from 21 exons. Gene Ontology annotation, cellular component: cytoplasm; cytosol. Gene Ontology annotation, biological process: proteolysis. Lineage: Eukaryota; Metazoa; Chordata; Mammalia; Primates; Hominidae. Bases 351 to 2336 code for a protein of 661 amino acids. Gene Ontology annotation, molecular function: aminopeptidase activity; metalloaminopeptidase activity. The record is from RefSeq and is marked reviewed.